UCCUCGCUCGCUCUCUCUCUCUCUCUCUCUCUCUCUCUCUCUCUCUCUCCCCCCUCCUGUCACACACUCUGAGGCAACGACCACCAAAUCAGACACACUCCCUCUCUCUCUCAUCCGUAGCUCCAAAAAUCCAAUAUGCCUCCGCCCCAUCAGCCUCACUCGCACUCUCACCGCCGUUCGAUCGACCCCAAAAUCUGGAGGGCCUGCGCCGGAAACUCCGUCCAAAUCCCCUCCCUCCACUCUAGGGUUUACUACUUCCCCCAGGGACACCUUGAGCAAUCCUCCUCCUCCAACUCCUCCUCCUCCGCCGCCCUCCUAUCCCCUCUCCUCCUCUCCAAGCCUCUCAUUCUCUGCCGGAUCUCCGCCCUCCACUUCCUCGCCGUCCCCACCACCGACGAGGUCUUCGCCAAGAUGCUUCUCGUACCUAUUCCCCAGGAGUUCCCCAACCUCGAGCAGCCGAACGGAGAGGAGUUCGACGCCGAUGAUGGCGGGGACUCGGAACGACAGGACGACAAAGUCGUUUCGUUCGCGAAGAUACUGACGCCUUCGGAUGCUAACAAUGGGGGUGGAUUCUCUGUUCCAAGGUUCUGUGCCGACUCUAUAUUCCCUCCGCUUAACUACCAGGCCGACCCGCCGGUCCAGAUGCUUUCCGUCACCGACCUCCACGGUGUCGUUUGGGAAUUCCGGCACAUAUACAGGGGGACUCCGAGACGGCACUUGCUUACCACCGGCUGGAGCAAGUUCGUCAACCACAAGAUGCUCGUCGCUGGCGACUCUGUCGUUUUCAUGAGGAACGGGAGAGGUGAGAUGUUCAUCGGCGUCCGCCGCGCCGUUAGGUCCACUGCCAGCUCCGAUUGCGCUAGGUUGAGCUCUCAGAUAGGAGGCGGAGUGACGUACUCGACGAGGCUGAAUACGGAGGAUCAGGACUGUUCUGGAAGGAAGGUAAUGUCAGCGGAGGCGGUGGCCGAAGUGGCGGAAAUGGCGGCGGAGGGGAGGCAGUUUGAGGUGGUGUAUUAUCCAAAAGCGGGGUGGUCGGACUUUGUGGUGAAGGCUGAGGUGGUGGAGAAGGCCUUGAAGGUGUUUUGGACAGCUGGGAUGAGAGUGAAGAUGGCCAUGGAGACGGAGGACUCGUCCCGGAUGACUUGGUUUCAGGGAACUUUGUCAACGACCUCGGUACCGGAAAAUGGGCCUUGGCAGGGCUCACCCUGGCGCAUGCUUCAGGUUACAUGGGAUGAACCUGAAGUUCUGCAGAACGCUAAGAGGGUGAGCCCGUGGGAAGUCGAAUUUGUUGGAUCAGCACCUUCAAUUCAUACUACCUUUUCCCCCACAAAGAGAUUCAGAGCUCCUCUGAGUCAUGGGCUGUUGACCAAUGCAGAGGGAGAAUUCUUUUUUCCUAUGACGGGAGCAGCUAAUUCAGCAAUGGUGCCUUUUAGUGCAUCCUUGUUGAACUAUAACAAUUUUCCUGCGGGCAUGCAGGGAGCCAGGCAAGAUACAUUCUGUGUAUCUAAUCUAUCCCACUUGUUAAGUGAAAACACUCCUCAGAUGUGCACUUUCAAUUCCAUUGGCAAAAAUGAGGGGCCAAAGUUGAAGAGGGUGUGUACUGAGUUGAACAUUGGUAGUUCACAAUCUGAUGAAUUGUCACCAGAUAGCCAGAGUAGUGUGCAAUCCUUUGGCAUGGAACUUGAUGGAAACCGGUCGCAGACAAAGGUUGGCAGAAGUUCGUUUCAGCUGUUUGGUAAGAUCAUUUAUCUGAACCAGCCUGUUGAAGGAUGUUUUGAUGAUGUUGGUUGCACCGAGGACAGUGGCAACAAAGGGUACAAUGAAACUGAAGAAGGGCACAACCAACUGGAUCUUUCUUUUACCAAACUUCUUGAUAGGAUUGAUGUUCAAUGUCAGAGAGCAUCAGCUCUUGAAGCUUGUACUUUGUGAACUGCUGGUGGCUGCGGUGCCAUAAGUUGCUGUACAGGCGCUCAAGGCCGGCAGGAAGCUGGCUACUAGUCUUAAGGUGUUGCAGUAGUGAAGUGUUAUUGUUGGGGUUUGUUUAGUUUGUUGUGUUGGACGGUUGAACGAUCAGUGGACUUGGUUUCCUAUGCUCCAUCCAGACCAAGUUAUUUGACGAUGUUAAUGCUAGAACGUGACAUUAUUAUUGCUUUAGGAAUUGGUGGCGCUCUUUGUUUCUUUGAUGGGUUAAUUUGAUUGUUAUUAUUAUUACUACCAUAAAUUUGAUAUGUUAAACUGACGUGGGUGAUGCUUUCUUAAAAAAAAAAAAAACAGCAGAAUUUGUGUCUUGUAA
Pyrus x bretschneideri (Chinese white pear) is the source of this 2293-nucleotide messenger RNA. RefSeq names its product auxin response factor 17. The transcript has 3 exons. Gene Ontology annotation, molecular function: DNA binding. The coding region runs from base 136 to 1929 and encodes 597 amino acids. The record is from RefSeq and is a predicted model, not a curated record. Gene Ontology annotation, cellular component: nucleus. Lineage: Eukaryota; Viridiplantae; Streptophyta; Magnoliopsida; Rosales; Rosaceae. Gene Ontology annotation, biological process: regulation of DNA-templated transcription; response to hormone.